Molecule: messenger RNA, 3805 nt
Organism: Scomber scombrus (Atlantic mackerel)
Lineage: Eukaryota; Metazoa; Chordata; Actinopteri; Scombriformes; Scombridae
Exons: 8
Coding region: 78-3353 (1091 amino acids)
Source: RefSeq, a predicted model, not a curated record
CAAACAUGGAGGACUACAGAGCGUUUUCUGUGCAGCAACAUUUAAACCUGCAUUUUUAAUGGAAGUUUGGCGUUUGGAUGCUUGAAACCAUCAUGGUCAAAAUCCACCAAUCAAUAGUUAAGCCCGGGGGCCACUUCGAAAUACAGUGCUCAAAUAUCAGCGAUACUUUGUUUCACUGCCUUCUGUGUCCCAAAUUCAAGCCAACUACGAGCAAGAAGAUCCAGAGACACAUGGAUAGCCAUAUCAGCACUGCAUUGCAUGUUAAAGAUAACAUCAUUUGCAGGUGCAACCAGCCAUGCAGACUCACGGGUCAUUAUCAUUGCCCGUACUGUGAAAAAACAAUCAUACGGCGAGAGGAUAUGGAAAUUCAUGUGCGCGGAUGCCAAAAUAAACCUCUGUCACUCACAAUGGAACCACACUUAUUGUCAUCCCAGGAGAUUUCAAGAGUCCCUUCUUCAGAAACAACAUCGGAAGUACCCCACUCUUCAUCGGCAGAAUCACAACUGGUACCCCUUUCGCUUUGUGCAAGAUUGGCGUUGCCCCUUUCUCCAUCUGUGACAUCAGUAGCACCCCCUCCUUCAUUUGUGAAAUCAACUGUACCCGCUUCACCAUGUGCAACGUCUUUAUCUACAACAUCAGCAGCGCCCUCUUUUCCAGCUAAAAUAUUGGCAGCACCCAACUCAGAACCUCACCAAAGCCUGUUUGAUCUGCUGGAGGAGCCCAUGGAGUGUAAAGCAUCAGUAGUGCAAAAAGACCAUUGUUAUACACUUCCACCCCCAGUUUCUCUCCACUUCCCUGUAGCUUCACCAGUAUCCAGCGAUAUUCCCGCAGCUUCACAACCAGAGGCCUCAAGCACAGAUGCCCCUUUGCCCGAGACUUCAGUCGAGGACGCUGCAUCGUAUCCUGACACAACGACGCGGGCGUCUUACGGUGUCAGAAGUUUAAGGGUAGUGCGAUGCCCUCGCUGCUCGCUUCGUCUUUACAAGAAAAACCUGGGUGCCCAUAUGAAGAGGAAGCACGGAGGGCUGAAGGACAUCACUGCUGCUUCACAUCUUAAAAAUGUGUGUGUUGAUGAGACACGUGGAAUAUUUGCUGUCCAAAGAGUUGCUCAUGGGUUUUCUGUGCCGAUACAUGUACAGCGUAAAACAUGGGGAAAUCUGCAUCAGAUAAAGUGUGGGCUGGAGGAAUGUCACCAGUACCAGUUGCUUGCAAAGCAGAGUGGGCUAAUUUACAGUCUGUGUGAACACAUUCGAUCAUUGGACUACUGCACCAAGAUUGCAUGCGAGGACUUUCUUUAUCCAGAGUUUCUUGGGGAAUUAGUGUCUCUGCAUAUUGUUGAAGAGUCCAUGAUGGGCACCUGCAAACUGAGGCAAGAAGCAGCAGAGAAAGACCAUGUGCCUUUUUCUGUAUUGGUGGAUUUGGGAGGUUCCACACAUCAAAUUUGUCUCUCUGUUCAUGAGCCCAAAAUAUGCAGUUUUUCCUCCUUUGGCAGAGUUAUAGUUACUUAUAAUUUGAAAAAACAAACGUGGCACUGCCCCUGUACCAGCCCUCAAAAAUCAUGUCCACAUAAAAACAUUGGCAAAUGGCACAUAUUCCAAACAAGGAAAGAUCUCCUGCCUGCAUCAACUCAAGAAACAUUUCAGUCUCAUGCUAAUCCUGCUUCCACAGAACUGGAGAGAAGUGUGAGAUACACUUACGCAGAGAAGAAAAUACCUGCAACUCUUCCUGGACCUGCCACUGCUCCUAGAGUGCUGACCGAUUAUCCUGCAUGUUUGAUUCCUACUGAAGACACAUGUAAACUCUGUCCAGGCCAUCCCAGAUUAGAAGAUGGAUGUCUCAUCACAGACAAAGCUACAAUAGUUGGCAUGAACGGUGUAAAUCACAACACCUCGACUUGCAAUAAAAGAUGCCCUGAAUGCCACAUGGACUACAGGUACCAGGAAUGGCAAGAUGGUCUUCACAACUUUAAUGACCAUGUCAUCUUGACUCUAGAGCUUUGCCUCUAUAUGCGGUACAACCUACAGAAUCAUGUGUCAGUGUCCAGAAUGAUCAGCUGUUUGGAGAGUUUUCGGGGCCAAAAGUUUCCUGCGGUCAACAUCAUUUUCCAAGCCUAUUGUCACUUUGAAGCACUGAACAACACAGAGUACAGUUACUCCUGUAUAAACUGUGGCUUUUCCCCUGCUGUUGUCAUGAUGGACCUCCACAGAAACAGUGUCUCCAAAGUGAAGAUGAGUGAAUUGAAAACCCCCCCUGAAGACUUUGAUGGAGAGCACAACAUCAUGGACUUCUGGGAAUCUGUUCAUCUGGAAAUGAUCAGCCGUGGCUUUUUUCCCAACUCUUCAACAAAUCCAUUUGUGGUUCAUCCAUCUUAUGAACACUGGGCUCCUUGGAUUGGGAAGGAAACCCGUAAAUCUGACAGCGUCCUCAACACUGAAUUCAGAAAGAUGCCAACAUCUGAAACUGAGGGAGAACUGAGCAGUGUGACUGCUGACCGUCUUUGUGAAGAUUUGCUCAAACAAAAUGAAUCAACUCUACGAAGUCUGUGCAAAAGUUGCGGUGUUGAUUCUAAUGGAUGUCGUGCAGAUCUCAUCUUUCGGCUGAGGGAGAAUCUGAGGGAUCAUCAGACCUAUGUCAAAGUGUAUCAGUCUAUCUGGGGUACCUCUGGUAAGUAUGAAUUAAAUUCAACUAUGAAAAACAAAAGUCUGAAAAGAAAGGUGAUGAAACAUGUGCAACAUUUUCCUCUGUUUUUCCCCUCUACAGGUGGAUGGUGUGUAGUUUCUUGCCCCCAUGGCAUCGUUUACAGUCUGAAAUUCAACCUGCAGACAGAAAGUCCGAGAGAUUUCGCCGACCUUCUGCUGUCAUGGAAACAUUUCCCAAACGUCUGCCUGUAUGACUCUGCACAUGGCUUAGCAACACACACAAAUUCACGAGUUCCUGACAAGCCCCCAUUUCAUCCACAUGAAGGAAAACCAGCUGCUCAGACAACAAAAAACUUGACUAAAGCGCUUCAUCGAAAACUCAAAGUGUCCUUGCCAUGGCUCAGACAAAAAUUUGAGCAUUCAGAAGAAAAUGGACAUCCGAUAACUGGAUCAAGCCACCGUUAUGCACUUCACCAGGGUAACACAAAGGACCCACAUGAUGUGUUACGAAGGGUUAAUCUGGUACCAGAACUCAAGGACUGUAUAAAUAAUAAGUCGGUAAAGCGGCUGCUCACUUACAUGAGAAGAAACAAUUAUUUCCUGAACAGCAUGACUCCUUCCACACACGUAUUCCUAAUGAGAAACAUGAUCCAACACAGGAAUGCUUGUUGUAACACACAGCUUCUGGAAACACAGUUAAAAUUAUUUCAGUAACACUAAACUUGGGACCCCAUUGUCAAGUCUGAUAUGGUCAGACUGCCAUGGAUGUAUAGAUCAGAAAGUCCUCACUGAUGCUGAUCACAUGAAACAACUUAAUUUUGAAAGGAUUAAAUAUAUAAAUCAAAUAUUUAGUUCAUUUCUUUGAAAAGGCUAAUUAUCCUAAAACAGCCAGUCACUGUAAUAACUUAAAAUAUUACUCAAACAGCAGUAAAGUGUAUUCACUGGGGUGGAUUUGAUGUGCUUGUGAGUACUAAUGUAAGCAACAGUGUAUACAACAUGUGUAAUGCACAGUAUAUCAAGCUUUGAUUACACAGGCAACACAGGAGGAACUCUUUAUUGGCUUUGUUGAUUUUAUGGUAAAAUAUUCCACUAAAACUUAAUCAAAAGUCUUGUUUUUGGUGUGUUUCAAUAAUGCAACUUGAAGCUUCUGUUGGUAACACUAAAGG